Suillus subaureus is the source of this 1523-nucleotide messenger RNA. Its product is annotated as Metallo-dependent phosphatase-like protein. The transcript has 6 exons. The record is from RefSeq and is a predicted model, not a curated record. The coding region runs from base 29 to 1255 and encodes 408 amino acids. Gene Ontology annotation, cellular component: cytoplasm. Lineage: Eukaryota; Fungi; Basidiomycota; Agaricomycetes; Boletales; Suillaceae. Gene Ontology annotation, molecular function: endopolyphosphatase activity; phosphatase activity. Gene Ontology annotation, biological process: polyphosphate catabolic process.
ACCCAUGAUUUGACAGUACUUGGGCAAGAUGUGCAUAUGGUCAGGGGACAGUCUCAGGACUUGUUUUUCAUUCACAGUUGUCGCCUUCUUUCUGACUUUCGUCUUCGUUGACGGAGUCGUCCAAGAGAUCAAAGAAAAUCGCGCUUUCAAGCAAAAAAUUGACUUCCCGGACUUUGGCCACUAUAAUGGAAAUUUUAUAAAGAACAUUCCCGACAGUGUACUCCCCAUAGACGACCGAGAAAAACGCAUAAUCGCAGUCGGAGACAUACAUGGCAUGAACAGCUCAUUGACGGAAUUACUUGACGAGAUACACUACGACUCGGAAAGAGAUUCGCUUAUUCACGUUGGAGACCUGGAGACGAGGGCGACUAUUCACGACUCCAUCGACGUAUUAUCAUUCAUGUCAUCCAACAAAAUCUUAGGCGUCAGAGGAAACAAUGACCAAAAAGUGAUCGAAUGGCGCGCUUGGAUGGAUUGGAUACUAUCUCUUCCGGGAGGUGAAGAAUGGCUUUCCGUCAUGGACAAGCGAUGGCCUAACCUCGAUGGAGACAAGCGACUCCAGAGAGUAGAACUUGAAAACUGGUUCAAGACGAGCAAGUACGCAAGCUGGAAGAAGAUGGUGCCUGCUGGCUGGCAUCCAUUGGGUAAUCAUUACAGAGUCGCUCGUGCCAUGUCUCCCGGACUCUUCGAAUACCUGAUUUCCUUGCCCCUUGUGCUCCAUUCUCCAACUGGCCAUAUGGUCUUUGUCCACGCUGGUCUGUUAUCUUCCCACCCAAAGCUCCAGGCUUCCGACCCUAGACAACCACUUUCCCAUUGGCCUACCGUGGAUGACCAACAUGACAUUGCAAAGCUGCGUAAUCAACAAGAGCUUGCAGUCCUCACAGAGAUUCCAGAAAACAAAGAUCCAUGGACCGUAACGAACAUCAAAAGUUCCCAAUUGUGGAACGAUACAAUGUCAAAGUGUUCGGGAAAUUCGGGUGAAGCAUACCAGUCAUCCUCGCUUCCAUGUUAUCCGUUUACUGUCGUCUAUGGACAUGCCGCAGGCCGUGGGUUGGAUAUCAAGCGGUGGUCGAUUGGUCUGGACACUGGUUGUUCGUACGGCCGUCGGUUGUCAGCUGUUGUCCUCGAUGAAAGCUCUUUCUCUUCUGCUACAUAUCAAUUCGGAGACAACAAACAUGUACGAGCCCCUCAAUCACAAGAGAUAGAUUUCGGAGAUAAUGGACAAGCGCGCAUUGUUAGUGUAUCAUGUGCAUAAUUAUCUUACCAAUUCUUCAUUCAGCUUUUUUCUUUAGCGAAGGUAAAGGCUCGAUGAGUGUAAAUCAUAUUGAACGUCUCCCAUGUUACACGGUACUGCUAGUUGAUAUAUGUACACACUCUUGGAAACUAGUUGAAAACAUGCUAGGUCCAGUGUCGACGUCAAUCACGAGUUUAGCGCGAUAUUCUCGAACACUGAGGAUCAGGUUUGGUCCCAGCACACUUGACUGCACAAUGAUGAAUAUUUGAAGAAAACCAAAAUAAAUCAA